Akanthomyces muscarius is the source of this 975-nucleotide messenger RNA. RefSeq lists its product as uncharacterized. The transcript has a single exon. The coding region runs from base 1 to 975 and encodes 324 amino acids. NCBI's taxonomy places the organism in Eukaryota, Fungi, Ascomycota, Sordariomycetes, Hypocreales, Cordycipitaceae. The record is from RefSeq and is a predicted model, not a curated record.
AUGCGCGAAAAUACAUUGACACCACCUCAAUCACCAAGAAGCAGCCGUGCCCGUACACCGAACACUUUUUUCAUGAAGAAGGCUACUUUGCUAAGCGCUACGGAGCCACCGCUUGGGGAAAUAGAACAGCAGCCCAACUCAAAAUCCUGUGAUAAUGACAAAGUUGGAUCACAAGCGCUCCAUCUAGUGCCUGAAGCUGCGACAGGAUCAGCUUUCACAGCUGGUGACAACGUGAAGACCCUAGUUGCGGGCAAUGGUAUCAAAGACGCCAGCGACGGAAUAAGAACACAUCCGCUUGAGCUCGAUGGGCGCAGCAGUCCGAGCAACUCCUUCUUCGACGACGCUUUCUUCGUCAACGACGAGCAGAAGGACGAUGAGGACAUCGAAAUGCAGAGCAUAGCUUUAAUCCUGGAUCGGAUCGACAACCUUCUGAUACCCCUGCCCAUUCUAUCGACGUCUGGUCCAAACCACAUCACACCAGAUGAGCUGUCCAUGCUCAGUACGCUCAAUUGGGAGUACCAAAGGCAGCUCCCACCACUAAAUAUUGACGCAACCAUGGAGGCAGCGCUUUCAUGGACACCUCUUCCUCCUCGCCGGGGUGGUCAGUUUGGUGAAGAAGCUCUUGAAGAGCCAAGCAAGCACCCAACGACAAAUGCACUGGAAACUACCCCUAUGCUCAUCGGCAUCAUUGGAAACAUCGAAGAUGUUGAAGUAGAGGAGUGCGCAGAAACCAAGGAGGCUACGAAGCCCCAACCGCCCUUGAAGAACUCGCUCGAUUCCUUGGUAAGACUCCGGCUGCAGAGAAGGGCGUCCGAGCGAGCGCCACCGUCAUCGUCUCACACUCUGCCGCCGCAACCCAAGACUCCCACGCCCAUCCUCCCGAGUGCAAACGACCCGGGCGCCACGUCGAAGCUAGUCUCAGCAUUCAUGACCCUUCGAGGCGUCAAGAAGCGGCGAGCCGCACCUCGCAGUUGA